Messenger RNA from Pectinophora gossypiella (pink bollworm), 2732 nucleotides. RefSeq names its product sodium-independent sulfate anion transporter-like. Gene Ontology annotation, molecular function: sulfate transmembrane transporter activity. Bases 131 to 1891 code for a protein of 586 amino acids. Gene Ontology annotation, biological process: transmembrane transport. Gene Ontology annotation, cellular component: membrane. Lineage: Eukaryota; Metazoa; Arthropoda; Insecta; Lepidoptera; Gelechiidae. The transcript has a single exon. The record is from RefSeq and is a predicted model, not a curated record.
GAGACAUGCCGUAUUUGUCUGGUUUAUCGGAACUUGUUUGACAACCGCUCGAUUAAUAAUCCCUGUCGUCAAUUGCUAUAUUUUAUACCUACAUAUUCUUCGCCAUAUCCUCAUGUGAACUGUCACAGUCAUGUCAGUUUUGGACAACGAAAAACCUUUCUCUGCUCGUAAAAUGAUCAAGAAAUAUGUGUCAAAAGUGUUCAGUGUUAAAACUGUGAAACGACGACUGCCGAUCCUGCAAUGGUUGCCGACUUACAGUUUCGGUUUUUUCUUACAGGAUGUGAUAGCAGGGGUCACAGUUGGGCUGACAGCGAUACCUCAAGGCAUAGCCUAUGCGGUGAUCGCCGGGCUUUCGCCUGAAUAUGGGCUGUACGCUUCACUGACGUGUGGGUUCGUCUACGUCAUCUUCGGUAGCUGCAAGGACAUCACAGUGGGCCCGACAGCUAUUUUAGCAGCAAUGGUGGCUAAGUAUGUCAAGAGCUACUCUCCUGACUUCGCAAUAUUAGCUGCAUUCUUGUCAGGAGUCAUCCAACUUGCACUGGGACUACUUCAUUUGGGAUUCCUUGUUGAAUUCAUAUCGGAGCCAGUCAUCAGCGGGUUUACAACGGCUGCUGCCUUACAAAUAGCCGCUGCACAAUUCAAAUCGUACUUCGGUACCAAAGGAUCAUCAGGGAACUAUUUCGCCGAAUCAGUCUACAACUUCAUCCAGAAUAUAACAACCGCUAAACUCUGGGAUCCUAUUUUAGCAACCGCAACAAUUGUUAUGUUGAUACUGUUGAAGAAGCUUGGCGAAGGAUGCAAAAGGACAGAUGGAUUUGUGAGAUCGACUCGUUGGUUCGUUUCUAUGGCUAGAAACGCCAUUGUUGUCUUAUUUGGAAUGAUAAUAGCGUACAUAUUGAAAGUGACUACUGCCAACGAACCUUUGGAAUUAAUUGGCGAUAUCGGUAAAGGUCUACCGGAAUUAAAACCGCCUCCUCUAAGUACAGUUGUUGGAAACGAAACUUUAUAUUUCACGGACAUGCUGGAUGUUUUGGGACCGCAAUCAAUAAUCUUGCCCUUUGUGGGUAUAUUAGAAUCUAUAGCGAUAGCGAAGGCUUUUGCUGGAGGGGCCCCAGUGGAUGCAACUCAGGAGUUUAUAGCUCUAGGACUAUGUAAUGUGGUAGGGUCCUUCGCAGCUAGUAUGCCAGUAACAGGGUCGUUCACCAGGACGGCCGUCAACCACGCAUCAGGAGUGCAAACCCAAGCAGGAGGCAUAUCAAAAUGUCUUCUCCUCAUCUUCGCUCUUAGCGUCAUGGCACCGACAUUCUACUUCAUACCCAAGGCGUCGUUAGCUGGUUUGAUUCUAAUGGCAAUGUACAACCUAGUGGACUUUGAAAUAUUCCCACGUUUAUGGAAGAGUAGCAAAAAGGAACUCCUAUUUCUAAUAGUGACUAUAAUAAUCUGUUUAUUCUACGGCCUGGAAUAUGGGAUACUGGCUGGUGGUUUACUAGAAGCACUGGUGCUACUUUAUACGUCUUCUCGACCUACUUUGAAAGUUUUUAAAGUAGAAAAUGAUAGUGGAGAUAUUAUUGUAAUGUCAUUGAGUGAUAGAGUGUCGUACUCUGCAGCUGAGCAUGUUCGCCGAGCGGUGAUGAGAGCAUUAGUUGAAGCUGGUAGUGACAGUGUCAUAGUUAUUGAUGGAAGCAACCUACAACAUAUAGAUUCGACAGCGGCAUCGAAUAUACUCACCAUAGUAAAAGAAAAGGAAGCAAAUAUGAAACAAGUGCUGUUUCUGAACUUUAAUAAAGACGUGAAGACUAUGUUUUUAGUGACAAAUGAUAUGUGUCGUGACAAAUUUGUGGAGUCUCCUAACGUGACGGAAUUAAUAGCGAGUUUUAGUAAGAAUGUCUGAAUGUCUACUUAGUCAAACUUCAAGGACGUUAAUUGUAAAACUGAGAGCUUAGCCAAAUUACGACAGUGAAAGUGGUAUAAAUGUAUGGAAACGACAUAAAGUGACAUAUCUCUUCCAUUUACAUUAAAUAUUGAUUUAUAUUUGAAUAUUUAGAUUGAUUUUUAUGACUGAUACGUCACUUUAUGUCAAUGUUAUAUUUUUUGUCACUGUUACUGUCUGUAGGAGCAGAUGUCUCUACACAGUGGAUAUAGUAAGUUAAAGUUCUUAAGUAAAUUAGUUAAAUGUUUUAUGAGUUAGGAAAAUAGAAAUCAGACCGAGGGCGGGGAGCGGAGAGUUGCUGUUGUAAAAGUAAAUUAAUUAAAAAACCUUUAUUUUAUUAGAAAACUUAUAAAAAUAAUUACAUAAAAAUAGUGAGUAUUUUCUCAUAAAACAUUUCUAAGAGUAUUUUAAUUAGGUACCUACGUGUUCGAGAUUUAUCGGACAACACAUCAUUAGUCUUUCGUUUUUUAAAAACUUUUUGUGUUUCUUUUUGUUUAUACAUUGUUUUAAGUUUACGCGGUUAUUAUAUUAAAUUAUCGCCGCGUCUGUCUUAGUAAUGACCAAGUUAUCUGGAGUCAUGCCCUGGACAUCUAGGUCGGGUAUGUCAGUAUGCAAGUUGUACUGUAUCUCUGCAUCAGCUGCGUUGUUGGUGAACUGGAAGCGGCAGCUCCUCUGCAGCUUCAGGAUCUCACUCCUCGUCAGGAGGAGCAGGUAGCAGUCCAGCGCUGGAAGUGAAUAACAAUAUGUUUAAACUUUAUUUAGUUAUUUACAAUUGUCAUUACAAAUAAUUCCAAUUCGACUA